GAGGGGUGUAAACAUCCACGAUGUGUUUCGCGAGAAAGGGGUAGCUGUUCAUUUCGAGGCAGUUGUUCUGGAGGACUUAUGUAUAUUUAACACUAUUUUGGGAGGUGGGAAGAGGAAGAAUGAAAGAGGUCUUCCAACAGAGCGGUCGCAAUCAUGAACGGUGCCCUGUACAUUUCGUUUUUCCAAUGUCAGCUGGAGUCCGCGCUGGAGCAGGUAGUGCAGCUCGCCGUGCAAGAAAUCACCAAGACUGCUGGGGCCACUUUGAAUUCAAUGCUAUUGGAAACGGCCACCAAAGAGCAGGAAAAUCAGCGUUUGAGGGCUACCCUCCAGUCUCGGGGAGGGAACGGGAAAAGCAAUGCGUCUAAAGGAAAAACAGACACGAACGAUGAAACAAAGCAACACCGCCCCGGUCCGAUCCCGGAAUGUGGCGUUCAGUCCGAAACGCUCAGGCGUGAACAGAAAGCGCGGGCAGUUGGUCAGUUAAAAUCUGUUAUGGAGCACGUGCUGGAAUUCGCCGUUUAUGAGCUGACUAAAAUUGUGGAAGACAGCUUUGACGACCUGCUCUCGGAGUUCACCAAGAAGGAGUGGGAAAACCAGAUAUUGAAACGGCAGUUACUGGACAAGAACAUAGUGGAGGACAGUGAUGUGGUUGCUGUGGAAACGGAGGACCGCAAAAAUGACUCUGCCUCUCCUAGCAGUUCCAGAGUAGAAAAGCAAGAGUGGAAAGGCCUGCAGGGCCACUCACCCAAAAAAGAAAAAACUGAAACCACAAACGAACCAGACAAGCAGACUGUCAUUGCAGUGGCUCAGAACUGGGUGCCCAUCCUGGACAAAGUCUUCGGGCAGAAGUGGUGCAGUGACCUCUGGCAGAUCAAAGAGGUCACCACCAGUAAAGAGGAGUGCACCGGGCUGAGCUCGGGCUCGGUGACCGACAUGAACAGCUUAAUUCGAGAGGCGCUCAUGCCGUCUUGCCUGGCCACUCAGAGGAAGCUGGAGCUGGAGGUGGGGCAGCCACCAUGGUUGCCACUAGACGAUAUGGAGGUUGUUUCUCUAACCUCUGAGACUAAAGGCGUUCCUGUCAUCAGCUCUACAGGUGAUGACUCUCAAAUCAGAUCCCCGUCAAUGUUGCAAAGACUCCUGACGCUCCCUUCCCAGCUGCUCGAGGAUGACGAUGAGUCCAUGGAUGCCGUUCCCAGUCUGGAAGUGUCCAAAGACCCAGCUGAUCCGCAAGACGGUAAGGGCUCAAAGAGUGACCAGAUGAAUAAGAAAAAGGACGAAGAGGAUGAAGACGAGGAGGACGACGAAGAUGAUGAUGAGAUGACGAACAGGACUGAGUCCUUGAAACACAAAGGUAGGAGAAAAUCCCAUGCUUGCAAAGAGUGCGGCAGGAAGUUCAGCCGAGCGCAUCUUCUCAGAGCCCACCGACAAACGCACGAGGAGACACCCAACCGAUGCCCACAAUGUGGAAAGAGUUUCUCCCAGUCUUCAAGGCUCCAGGCUCACUUACGGACACACACGGACAAAACGAUAUGAGAAAAUUCAGUAGAAUAGGAGGAGCGGUUUUCCAGUGAUUAUUGCUUCUCGAAGUGAGUGGAACUUUUUCAUUGCACGUACUGGUGAAGUAAAUGCAAGAAACGUGUCACCUUUUUUGCUAGUUUGAAGGUACACUGAGGUAAACGGAUUAGUCAUCUGACAUGAUUUAAAGGGUUAGUUCACCCAGAAAUGAAAAUUAGGCUGUGUUUUACUCA
This is a messenger RNA of Sinocyclocheilus anshuiensis, 1748 nucleotides long. RefSeq lists its product as uncharacterized. Gene Ontology annotation, biological process: regulation of DNA-templated transcription. The transcript is spliced from 4 exons. The record is from RefSeq and is a predicted model, not a curated record. NCBI's taxonomy places the organism in Eukaryota, Metazoa, Chordata, Actinopteri, Cypriniformes, Cyprinidae. The coding region runs from base 154 to 1533 and encodes 459 amino acids. Gene Ontology annotation, molecular function: DNA-binding transcription factor activity, RNA polymerase II-specific; RNA polymerase II cis-regulatory region sequence-specific DNA binding.